Messenger RNA from Castor canadensis (American beaver), 5426 nucleotides. The record is from RefSeq and is a predicted model, not a curated record. Lineage: Eukaryota; Metazoa; Chordata; Mammalia; Rodentia; Castoridae.
GCCGAGGCGAAUCCCUGCCGCGUUAUCGACGUGAGAGGCGAUCAUGCGCUCUUGGUUGCUUGGCGAUUAUUGUGCUUGAAAAUAUGCCCAGCCAGGCAGCGUCUUCCCUGGCGCAGCGUUGCAGAGAGAAGAGUUAAGACUUACCUAUAAGCGCUUGUAUUGGAAUCUUGGGAGGGGGGUGGGAGGCAAGCUGGGGAAAGGGAAGGUGCUUCGGAGGCAGGCGCCUCUGCCAUGAAAAAGAUCUUUGGCUUCAGGAAUAAAGGCCCGUCGCCUUCAGGAUCCUCUGCCCGCCCUCGGAGGAACUGCGUGGGCUUCGGGCAUGAGAGUGCUAAUAACCUGGACUCGCCCAGGUACCACAUCCAAGAUAAGGAUAUGGGAAAGAUCCACAAGGCUGCAAGCGUGGGUGACGUAGCCAAAGUGCAGCAUAUCCUUCUUCUUGGAAAAAGUGGCGUGAAUGAUAGGGACAGGAAAAACAGGACUGCUCUACAUUUUGCCUGUGCUUAUGGCCAUCCAGAAGUGGUGACUCUCCUAGUAGAGAGAAAAUGUGAAAUUGAUGCCAAUGACAGUGAGAACAGCACUGCUCUAAUUAAGGCUGUACAAUGUCAAGAAGAGGAAUGUGCCACUAUUCUGCUGGAACAUGGUGCUAAUCCAACCAUUAUGGAUGCCAGAGGCAACACUGCUCUGCACUAUGCUGUCUAUAGUGAGAACACAUCAAUAGCAGCCAAAUUACUUGCACACAAUGCAAAUAUUGAAGCAAAAAACAAGGAUGACCUCACACCACUUUUACUGGCUCUAAGGGAAAAUAAACAGCAGAUGGUGGAAUAUUUAGUAAGGAAGAAAGCAGAUAUUCAUGCAAUUGACAAGUUGGGAAGGCAAAUACCUUUUGAAUAUGAAGAAAAGAAACUUAAAAAUCCUGAAAACAGCAAUCCAGUGCUGGAAAUCAAACCUAAGACUUCAUGCAUCCCAGUGGAUGAGAGUUCUGAAGAUGACUCUUUAACCAGGCUUUCUAACACACCUGGUCCUGGUGAUCCCUGGCCUACAUCAGAUGAAGAUGACUAUAAUUUUGAUACCAAGAAUGUCCCAAAAGUAAACUUAGAGCUAUGGACUGCUGCACAGCAAUCCAGGAAAAAUCAAGCAAGGUAUGACUUUGGGAAAGUAGAAAACAGAACCUUGUUUGACAACAGUAACUCAGAUAGUCAAAAUGAAGAUGUGGUUGAAAUCCUUCCUAAAACAUCAAUCAAAGUCCAGAGCUUUUCUCUUCCUUCCUUUUCAUCACCUAAACCAAUGAAAGGAGCAACUGAGUCAACAGUUGGAAAAGAAGAGAAUGAUAAUAUUGAAAGUGUUUCACAAGAGCAACCAAAUAAUGAUAGUUUGGCUUAUGUUGAUGGAGGGCACAAAAGUAAUAAAAUUGAAAUGAUGUCUGCAUUAGGAUUAGGAGAAGAUGAAGAUGAAGAAUCACCUUGGGAUUCUGAGAGUAUCUGUGAGAGUCUUCCACUGAAAUGUGUUGGUCAUUUAUCUGGGAUUGCAGAUCAGAGAGGAAAAAAUGUAGCAAAUGGACAAACAGAAGAUGUGGUUUAUAUACCUUCUUUCAUGAGUGGAUCAAGAAACUUUAAGAUGGCUAAACUAGAGGAUUCAAGAAAUGUAGGCAUACCAGUAGCCCACAUGGAGUCUCUUGAGAAACAUCCUGUCUGGAAGCCUACCAUUGAAAUGAAAGAUUCUGUUCUGAAUAAAGCAGAGGGAGUGAAGGAUGUACAAACAUUCAAAUCAGCAGAGCCAGACUUAGAAGUGACAUCAGAUGAAGAGCAAAAAAGUCUCAAUUGCAGUACAAAUAACCAUCUACAGGUUGAAGGAAAAAGAAAGCACAGAUAUAAUAAAAUGCAAGUAUCAGAAAACCUUUAUGAUGGUACUGCUGCUGCUUUCAACGAUGAUGAUGAAUUAAAUAAACAAAGAAUGAUUGAAAAGACUAAUAACCAGCAACUUCCUAUUAAGGAGAAUGAAAAACAUGAUGGUAGUGAUCCUGCCUUGUAUAUGAAAGAAGUAAAGAAAAAUGAAAAUGAAAAAUGCACUUCCAGAGAAUCUGUGAUUAUACCAGUGUUCAAGAAGGCUGAUUCACUAACUGGCAGUCUACUGUGUGGAAAGAAUGGUUGCAGUUUAAGUGAAAUGCAUCAGGAUGAAGCAAGGCCCACAAAGAAAACAUCUAAUGAAAACAACAAGGUCAGAAACCAAAGAAAUGCUAUGGAUGAUCUUGAUGACUUUACUCAGUCAUCUGAAACAGCCUCUGAAGACUGUGAGCUGCCUUACCCUAACUAUGAGAAUAUUUUGCUUCUAAUUGAGCAACUUAGAAUGGAGUGUAAAGGGAAACCUUUCUGGAUCCAGUGUAAAUCAAAUUCCUAUUUUAUUAGCCUAUUGAAAAUCCGGGAUGCAGUUCAUGCAUACAAAAAACUGAUAGAACUUAAAAAAAGUCAAUGUGAAGAACUUACAGGAAAAAUUAAAAGAAUGGAAAAUAAGGUUAGUGGACUACAAAAAGAGCUAUCAGAAAUAAAAGAAGCAAAAUCACAGUUAGAGCAUGAAAAAGUGGAAUGGGAACAAGAACUCUGCAAUUUGAGAUUUGCCUUAAAACAAGAAGAUGAAAAGAGAAGAAGUACUGAUCAAUUUUAUGAAAAAAUUAAGGAACAAUUAAGAAAAAAAGAAGAGCAAUAUAAUAAAGAAGUUGAAAUGAAGCAACAACUUGAAAUCUCUCUUAGGACACUAGAUUUGGAACUAAAGGCUGUAAGAAACAAUUUGAAUCAGGUUUUAGAGGAACGAAAUGACACUCAGAGGCAACUUUCUCGAGAACAGAAUGCCAGAAUUUUACAAGAUGGGAUUCUGGCUAAUCACCUUUGCAAACAAAAGGAGAUAGAAAUGAUGCAAAAGAAAAUGAGUUCUGAGGUUUCUGUUAGUCAUGAGAAGGAAAAAGAUCUAUUGCAUAAAAAUCACAGAUUGCAGGAUGAAAUUGCCAUGGUAAGACUGGAGAUAGACACAAUAAGAAAUCACAGCCAGGAAAAAGAAAAGAAAUAUCUUGAGGAUAUUGAAAUUGCAAAUGAAAAGAAUGAUAACCUUCAAAGGACAAUAAAACUAAAUGAAGAAACAUUUGCAAAAACCAUGCUCCAGUAUAACGGACAGCUUAAUAUACUGACAGCUGAGAAUACAAUGCUAAAUUCUAAACUGGAGAAUGAAAAACAAAACAAGGAAAGACUGGAAACAGAAGUUGAAUCAUACCGAUCUAGACUGGCUGCUGCUAUACAUGAUCAUGGUGAAAGUCAGACAUCAAAGAGAGACCUAGAACUUACUUUCCAGAGAGCAAGAGAUGAGUGGCUUCGUUUGCAGGACAAGAUGAAUUUUGAUAUAUCUAACCUAAAAGAUAACAAUGAAAUUCUUUCCCAACAACUUUCUAAAGCUGAAAGAAAGUUCAAUAGCCUAGAAAUUGAAUUCCAUCAUACACAAGAUGCUCUUAGAGAAAAGACUUUGGUUUUAGAACAUGUAAAAAGAGACCUAAGCCAAACACAGUGCCAAGUAAAAGAAAUUGAACACUUGUAUCAAAAUGAACAAGUUAAGGUAAAUAAAUACAUUGGAAAGCAGGAAUCUGUAGAGGAGAGGUUAUCUCAACUACAAAGUGAAAAUAUGUUGCUUCGACAGCAAUUAGAUGAUGCUCACCACAAAGCUGACAAUAAAGAAAAGACAGUAAUUAAUAUCCAAGACCAAUUUCAUGAUAUUAUAAAGAAAUUUCAAGCUGAAAGUGAAAAACAAAGUCUCUUGCUAGAAGACAGAAAUAAGGAGUUGAUCAAUGAAUGUGAUCAUUUAAAAGAAAGACUGCAUCAAUAUGAAAGUGAAAAAGCAGAAAAAGAGGUAGUCAUGAGACAACUUCAACAAGAACUGGCUGAUACUCUAAAAAAACAGUCUAUGUCAGAGGCUUCACUAGAAGUUUCAUCGCGUUACCGCAUUAAUUUAGAAGAUGAGACACAAGAUUUAAAGAAGAAAUUAGGUCAAAUCAGAUGUCAAUUGCAAGAAGCACAGGAUCAACACACAGAGUCUGUAAGAUGUGCUGAGAAAAUGCAAGAUCACCUACAAAAGCUUGAACUUGAAAAUUCCAAGUUAAAAGUUACCAUAAAAAAGCAAGCAGGGAAAAUUGAACAGCUGCAGAAAAACCUGUUAAGUGCAAAUAUGUCUGAAGAUGAUAGAGAACAACUAAAGAAACUUACUGAGUUGAAACAAUCUCUGGAAUAUACUGUGGAUCAAGAAAAGAAGAAAAAUUGUGAAUUAGAAAAAGAGCUAUCUGGAUUUAAGAAACUUUUAAAAAUGACAAAAAUGAAGUUAAGUGAACAUGAAAUCCAAGAGUUUAGUCUCCAUGGAGAUUUAAAAACCAGUCAAUUUGAAAUGGGUAUUCCAAUAAAUAUGCUAAUACACAAGGUUGAUGAUCUUACAACAAAACUGGAAACUGUGUCUUCAAAAUGUUUACAUCUGGAUAAAAAAAAUCAACUUCUUCAGCAGGAGUUAUUUUCUAUGAAAACUAUAGAAAAGAAAUGUGAAAAACUAGAGAAGAACAAAAAGAAAUUGGAACAAGAAGUAGCAAACCUCAAAAGUCAUUUAGAAAAGAAUAUGGUGGAAUAUGGUCAAUUAGAACAGUACAAACGGGAAAUUGAAGAAAGAGCAAAACAGGAUUUAGUGGAAAAAUUAAGACAAGUCAAUCUGUUUUUACAGACACACGCAGCAUCUCAAGAAAAUUUGGAGCAGUUAAGAGAAAAUAAUAAUGCUGCAAUAAGAAGUCAUAUGGAACUGAGAAUUAAAGAUAUGGAAUCUAAACUCUCUAAAAUGAAAAGUCAAGAAGAUUUCAAUAAAAUAGAACUAGAAAAAUAUAAGCAGCUCUAUCAAGAAGAAUUCAGAAGUAGGAAAUCAUUGUCAAAUAAACUAAACAAAACUAAUGAGAGGCUAGAGGAGGCCAACAACAAACUUCUUUUGGAGGAACAGCAGAACAGAUCUCUACUCAGCACCUUUAGUACAAAGUCUGUCCUAGAAUGCCCUUGUGUUAGAAACCUUCAUAGUAGUUUGGGACUCAACAGAAGUUUUAUUCCAAGAGAAAAUUUAGUGCUUCCUCCCUCAAGCCCACAGCCUUCAAAUAAGAGCCUAGAGAACUAUCUGACCAAGAUGCAGCAGGAGUUGGAAAAAAGUAUAAGUAGAGAACUAAAAGAAGCUGCUGUUGAACUUGAAUCUGGAUUCUUUAGAGCUUCUCCCCCAGGAUCUACCAAUAAGUCAAGUAAAAAUCUAUUUUCGGAAGCAUCACAAGGAUAUGUAGAGAUUUUAAAGAAAAAAUAUGUGAUCUGAAAUGUAACAUUUUAUUUAUUGGACUGUUUAUACAACAUUUUAAUUGUUCCCUAUUAAAAAAAUUAUGU